Molecule: messenger RNA, 426 nt
Organism: Varanus komodoensis (Komodo dragon)
Lineage: Eukaryota; Metazoa; Chordata; Lepidosauria; Squamata; Varanidae
Gene: LSMEM1
Product: leucine rich single-pass membrane protein 1
Exons: 3
Coding region: 1-426 (141 amino acids)
Source: RefSeq, a predicted model, not a curated record
AUGGAGAGAUCUUCUGCUGAAGGUGUCUUACAAAACUCUCAUGAAGAAAGAAAACUUUAUGCAGUUGAUUCUUUAAACAACUUAAAUGAACAAAGCAUUUGUGUGGAUCGAUCUCCACAACAACCAGUCUUGGAAGAGCAUUUAGACAGUACUGGCUGUUUGACAAAGCAAAGCAGCGGGAAAUGCCAAAGUUGGUUCUUUGUCACAUUGAUCAUUACUUUAAUAGUCAGCCUGGCACUUGUUUCCUUUGUAAUAAUCUUAGUAGUUCACACUGGAGACAAGAUGGCUGAAGUUUCAAGAAUGGUAGUACUGGAGAGGAAGAGCAUUGAAGACCUUAAGAAAUUAAAUGACAUGAUUUUACAAUACCUUAACCAGACAGAAUGGAUGGAAAAUAUAGGAAACCUCAGUGCAAUGCAAACAAGAUAA